Molecule: messenger RNA, 1952 nt
Organism: Lotus japonicus
Lineage: Eukaryota; Viridiplantae; Streptophyta; Magnoliopsida; Fabales; Fabaceae
Exons: 2
Coding region: 176-1564 (462 amino acids)
Source: RefSeq, a predicted model, not a curated record
UUAUUACAUGAAUAUGAUGAAAUCUGAAUCAUUCAAUUUAUUAGUAAUAUCAUCAACGGUGAUCCCUAGCAUCAGCCACAACCUCGCGUGUCAUCUUCCAACACAUUUCCUCCACCUUCAUCUCUGCUAAUUCAGAUAUCCAAAAUCUGAACUCUGCAUCUCACUACAGGAGAAGAUGAGUACCCCUGCAGUGAAACUCGUUUCUGAAUGCUUCAUCAAGCCACAGAGCCCAAUCGAAGAGUCAAACCAGAUAUGCUAUCUAACACCUUGGGACAUAGCUAUGUUGUCUGUCCACUACAUCCAGAAGGGCCUUCUCUUCAAGAAUCCCGAAUCCAUUGAGAAUCAACCAGAUUUCAUGAACAAUCUCUUGGAUAACCUCAAACACUCACUUUCUCUUGCCCUUGUCCAUUUCUACCCACUUGCUGGUCGCCUUGUAACCCAGAAAACAGAAGAUCCUCCAUCUUAUGCAGUUUUUGUUGAUUGCAUAAACAGUCCUGGAGCUGGAUUCAUACAUGCAACUCUAGACAUGACCAUAUCUGACAUCCUCUUCCCUGUUGAUGUCCCACCUGUUGUUCAAUCAUUCUUUGACCACCACAAAGCAGUCAACCAUGACGGUCACACCAUGCCGUUGUUGACCAUCAAGGUCACUGAAUUAUUAGAUGGUGUUUUCAUUGGUUGUUCCAUGAAUCACUGUGUUGGUGAUGGUACUGCUUACUGGAAUUUCUUCAAUACAUGGUCUGAGAUCUUUCAAGCAAAAGCUCAAACAGGACAUGAUGAGUUUCAUUAUGUUCCCAUUUCACACCACCCCAUUCACAAUCGAUGGUUUCCCCCAGGUUGCAAUCGACUAAUCAACCUUCCCUUCAGACAUCAUGAUGAAUUCAUAGGCAGGUACGAAUCAACCAAAUUGAGAGAGAGAAUCUUCCAUUUUUCAGCAGAGUCUAUUGCAAAACUGAAAGCAAAGGCUAACUCAGAAUCAAAAAGUAACAAGAUCUCUUCAUUCCAAUCCUUAUCAGCAUUUGUUUGGAGAUCAUUGACCCGUGCACGCCAUCUACCACAUGAUCAGAGAACAAUUUGCAGGAUGGCGGUGAACAACCGAACAAGAAUGGAACCGCCUUUGCCUCAUGAAUACUUCGGAAACUCACUUCAUGCAGUUCAUGCUGAAGCAAAAGCAGGGGAGGUUCUUGAGAAGGAUCUUGGAUGGGCAGCAUGGAAGCUGCAUCUGGCGGUUGCGAACCACGGCGAUGCGGCGGUGCAGAAGUAUGUUAAAGAGUGGUUGCAGUCUCCGAUGGUGUAUCGACUUGAUCUGUUUCUGGAACCGAAUAUUGUGAUGAUGGGUAGUUCACCGAGGUUCAACAUGUAUGGGAAUGAAUUUGGAAUUGGGAAAGCUGUGGCGGUUAGAAGUGGUUAUGCAAACAAGAGUGAUGGGAAGGUGACUUCAUAUCCAGGUAGAGAAGGAGGGGGAAGUGUAGAUUUAGAAGUGUGUCUUUUGCCGGAAACAAUGGCGGCACUGGAAUCAGAUGAAGAGUUCAUAAGCAUAGCUUCAGUGUGCAAUCCCCUGUACUAGGUAAGAAACAUUUACAGAAGAAAAAGAACAACAUGGUAGUGGUUCAUCAAGGAUUAGAGCAAAGUUAUCACAUGUGACAGGUUCAAUUGUCUAAAAGAUUGCAUAACAUAUAUAUGUACAACGUACCUUAAGAAAUGUAUCCUUAUUUAAUGGGUGUGAAAAUUCUUGAUAAAAUCAUGUUAAGAGAAGAUAUGACAGCACCAACAUUUUAGAGAUAACUAUUCUGGUAAGGUGUACAAUUAUGAUUCUGGAUGCUUUUUCCUUUUGGUAAUACUUUGGGGGCUUGAGGCCAUGACCAGUAUUAAGACUGCGAAAUUUGUAAUGUUAAGAGUGGAAUGACUCAGAUUCUUGCUAUUCAAUGUAGUAACAGAAUUGGUUUUAAAACAAA